AUGGCGGCGGGCGGCGGCGGGGCGCGGCGGGGGCUGCUGAAGCGGAAGCCGAACUUCACGCUGCAGGAGAUCGACAUCCUGAUGAGCGAAGUGCUCAAGUACGAGCAGCUGCUCUUCGGCGCCGCCGCCAGCACCGUCAACGCCUACGAGAAGCAGAAGAUCUGGUGGCGCAUCACCAACAAGAUCAACGCCGCCGGUCGCAACCAGCGCGACAUCGGCGAAGUGAAGAACCGCUGGCGGGGGCUGCGCCGCCGGGCCGGCGACAAGAUCACCCGGCACCGGCAGGAGAGGCAGGGACCCGCCGCCCGGCCCGGGACCAGAACAGGUGCCAGGGAGGACUGGGACACGGACACAGGCAUGGAGGACCGGGACAGGGACGCGGGGGGCCAGGACAGGUGCCGGGGGGACCAGGGCAGGGACACGGGGGACUGGGACAGAGAUGCAGGGGACCGGGACAGGUGCCAGGGGGGCCGGGACACAGACACGGGGGACCAGGACAAGGACACAGGAGACUGGGACACGGACACAGGGGACCGGGACAUGGACACGGGGGACCAGGACAGGUGCCAGGAGGGCCGGGACACGGACAUGGGGGACCAGAACAUGGGCGUCAAGGAGGAGGCGGUGAAGGAGGAGCCGGUGGAGGUGAAGACAGAGCCCUUCCACAGCCCGGCCACCGACAGCAUCCCCGGCCGCGGCGCCGAGCGCCGGCUACCCCAUGCCGGCACCCGCCUGCCCGGUGAGCUGUGCGAGGGCUGGAGCGAGCCCCCGCGCCCCACGCCCCCCGAACUCUCCCUCGGCGACCUGGGCGGGCAGCAGGAGCCGUUGGGCUCCGAUUUCCCAAGCAUCCUCUUCGAGCAAGAGGCCGAGCAUCUCAAUAACUGCGGCGCGGGCGAACCGGGACCCGCCGGGACGACGGGGCUGUCGGAUGGGGCACCCGACUGCACCCAACUCACCCCGGCCGAAAAACGCAUCGUGCAGUCUAACGAACGGCUGGUGCAGGAGAUGCGAGCUUUCCGCCGGGAAUACGCCGAGAGCCGGCGGGAGACCACCUCCGUCCUGCGUGUCAUCGCCCAGGCGUUGGGCGGCCUCAGCCGCAGCCUGGCCGAAAUCCGUGACCUCUACCUCCGGGAGCAGGCGGUCCCCAAACCCUGAGCCCCCCACGCAGCUGGCUGUGUGUGCCCGUGUCCGGUGGGGACGGU
Messenger RNA from Gavia stellata (red-throated loon), 1202 nucleotides. RefSeq lists its product as uncharacterized. Lineage: Eukaryota; Metazoa; Chordata; Aves; Gaviiformes; Gaviidae. The record is from RefSeq and is a predicted model, not a curated record. Gene Ontology annotation, cellular component: nucleus.